Desarmillaria tabescens is the source of this 1515-nucleotide messenger RNA. RefSeq names its product cytochrome P450. The coding region runs from base 1 to 1515 and encodes 504 amino acids. The transcript is spliced from 13 exons. The record is from RefSeq and is a predicted model, not a curated record. Lineage: Eukaryota; Fungi; Basidiomycota; Agaricomycetes; Agaricales; Physalacriaceae. Gene Ontology annotation, molecular function: iron ion binding; heme binding; oxidoreductase activity, acting on paired donors, with incorporation or reduction of molecular oxygen.
AUGCCCGUAGUGCCGAUAGUCUCAUGCUUGGGUCUAGCCACUGUACUCCUACUUGCUUGGCAACUUCGAAGGGCUAUCGUCAACAGAGCCAAACUGAAAGCUAUUCCUACAGUCGGAUCAUCUGGAAUCAUCACGUCUUGGAAGGAUGCCUUCAGAUUUGUCUUCCACGCAAAAGAAAUUAUUCAAGAGGGUCAUCGAAUGCACUACGGAUCGGCAUUCAAAGUUCCAAUGCUCGACAAAUGGAUGAUCGUAGUGAGCGGCGCCGAGAAGAUCAACGACAUUCGAAAAGCUUCGCCCGAGCAGCUGUCUUCGAAGGAUGCAGGAGCAGAAAUUUUACAGAUAGACUAUACGAUUGGCCGUCGUUUUAACGAGGACCACUAUCAUGCGGACGUCGUUCAAAGUUCUUUGACGCGCAACAUUGGUGCAUGCUUCGCCGAUAUUCAGGAUGAAAUUCAAGCGGCCUUCAAAGAUAAUGUACCAAUGACUGAAGACUGGAUCGAAGUCCCCGCGUACCAAACGAUCUUACCAAUCGUAUGCAGAGCGAGCAACCGGAUGUUCGUUGGGCUCCCUCUUUGUCGCAAUCGCGAUUACAUUAACUUCAAUAUCAAUUAUGCUGUCAAUGUUAUAACCUGCGCCCAAAUCAUCCGCCUUUUCCCUUCAAUCCUAAGGCCAAUUGUGGGUUCCAUCGUUACGCCCCGCAAGCACGCGGCAGUCAAGAUGGAGAAAUUUCUUGGUCAAACCAUACGAGAACGAUUGCAUCAAGACGAUGUACACGGCAAGAAUUGGCCGGGAAAGCCGAAUGACCUUCUCUCAUGGCUUAUUGACGCGACAAACGGUGACAGCGAGCGACGUACAGUGCAGGACUUGAUAGUUCGGAUCCUUGGCUUGAACUUUGCAUCCAUUCAUACGACGUCUAUGUCAUUUACUGCUGCUCUGUAUGCAUUAGCUGCGCAUUCAGAAUACGUUCAAACCCUCCGCGAUGAGGUGGAAACCGUGUUCGCAGAAGAAGGUCGGACUAAAGCUGCGAUGGGAAAGAUGAAUAAGCUCGACAGUUUCGCGAAGGAAGCUCAGAGGCUAUAUGGUGGAAUCGGUGCCUUCAGCAUGCCUCGUGUGGUUAAGAAAGACUUUAUGUUCUCGGAUGGAACGGUUGUUCCUGUUGGCAAUCAAAUAGCUGUUGCUGCUUAUUCCACGCAUAUGGACGAGGAGAACUACGAGGACCCAUUGGAGUUCAAGCCAUGGAGGUUCUCCGAUAAGAGGGCAAAGGAGGGCGAGGGCAUUCGUCACCAGAUGGUAACGACUAGUUUAGAUUACCAUUUGUUUGGCAAUGGACGAUUCUCUUGCCCGGGUCGCUUCUUCGCCGUUAACGAAUUGAAGGCCCUCAUGUCUCAUGUUCUUUUAAACUAUGACGUGAAAAUGGAUAAGGUUCCUGAAGCUGGGUGGUUCCUCUCUGAUCAGUUCCCUAACCAGAGCAGUAAGGUGCUGUUCAGAAAGCGCGCGCCUGCCAUGAAGGUAUAA